Messenger RNA from Chondrus crispus (carragheen), 420 nucleotides. RefSeq lists its product as hypothetical. The transcript has a single exon. The record is from RefSeq and is a predicted model, not a curated record. Lineage: Eukaryota; Rhodophyta; Florideophyceae; Gigartinales; Gigartinaceae. Bases 1 to 420 code for a protein of 139 amino acids.
AUGUACUUUGUGUCGUUGUUUCAAACGGCAGCCAUCAUGGCUGAUUCCCAGCUAUCUCGCUAUGAUCUACACCAUGCACACAUGUAUUUUGAUUCAUCACGCGGCAUAUUGGGGUUACUAUUUCACGCAAGGGAGUAUCCUAGCUUCGAUGAGCACGAGUUUCCAUUCAACCUCGGCUACUGCCAGCAGAUGUCGACUUUAGCGAUAGAGAACGAAAAGGAUAUGGACUGUAGAACCGUUUUAUUGACUUUUGGAGGGAAUUGCCUAGUCCUGCUUGACGGGCCGGAUCGUGCGCCUUUUGGAACCAUCUACGAGAGCGAGUUUGGGCGAGCCGUUGCUGAUAUCUACUACUUUGAAAGUCGGUUUGGAUCCAAAGAUGAGGGUUUAAACAGGGGACUCCAUGUCGUUCCAUACGUAUAG